Molecule: messenger RNA, 561 nt
Organism: Rhopalosiphum padi (bird cherry-oat aphid)
Lineage: Eukaryota; Metazoa; Arthropoda; Insecta; Hemiptera; Aphididae
Product: histone-lysine N-methyltransferase SETMAR-like
Exons: 2
Coding region: 1-561 (186 amino acids)
Cellular component (GO): nucleus
Molecular function (GO): protein binding; histone H3K9 methyltransferase activity
Source: RefSeq, a predicted model, not a curated record
AUGAUCAUAUUGAUAAUUCACUUAUAUAUUCUUCAACAAACAUUCCAGGACCUGGCUUGUACUUCAUGCCAAAAUCGAAUUGUUCAACUUGGUCCAAGAAUCGGUUUACGUAUUACUCACUGCAACAAAGGCUAUGGAUUAUAUACCGAUAUUGCUAUUGAAAGAGGACAAUUUGUUUGUGAAUAUGCUGGUGAAAUAAUUGAUUUAACUGAAGCACAGAGACGUUCAAAUUCAGAUAAUGAAAAUUAUAUAUUUGUGAUAAAUGAAUAUUUUUCUGGUCACGUAACGACUACCGUAAUUGAUUCCACAGUUAUUGGAAAUAUUGGUCGAUAUAUUAAUCAUAGCUGUGAACCCAAUUGCAUGAUUGUGCCAGUGCGGGUUGAUUCAUUAAUUCCAAGACUAGCAAUUUUUGCAAUUAAAGAUCUUCAGUGUAACGAAGAAAUAACAUAUCAUUAUGGGGGCGAAGGAUCUCGACCUCUAAAUAAUUUGUCCGAUGUUAAAUGCUUAUGUGAAUCAUUUAGUUGUAACAGAUUUUUACCUCGUAAAACAGGGUUAUUUUAA